Messenger RNA from Asterias rubens (European starfish), 1878 nucleotides. Its product is annotated as protein SET-like. The transcript is spliced from 7 exons. Gene Ontology annotation, cellular component: chromatin; nucleus. The record is from RefSeq and is a predicted model, not a curated record. Gene Ontology annotation, biological process: nucleosome assembly. NCBI's taxonomy places the organism in Eukaryota, Metazoa, Echinodermata, Asteroidea, Forcipulatida, Asteriidae. Bases 186 to 1085 code for a protein of 299 amino acids. Gene Ontology annotation, molecular function: chromatin binding; histone binding.
GUGACUGAAUCGGCGCUGCCGUCAAAAUAAUCUUCACUGACUCAGUGUCAAAAUGUUUUAAUCCGUAUACAUACGGGAGAUUGUACGAUUCUGGUUGAAUCUCUUCAUGGAGAAAAAAAGAGUGAAUGAGGAAUUCGGUACAAACAUCAUAAGUAUUAGCAACAAAGACAAUCACUAACAGGAAAAUGGACGGUCCAUCACCUUCCAAACAGGCUAAAAUCAUAGACUCGGAACAGAGUCCAUCAGAAACACCGACGACAUCAAAGCCCGAGGAACCCAUCCCUUCAAUUUCUGGAGGAGACAAAGACUCCAUCGAGCAGGACGAUACGCUGGAGAUUCUUGAACAGAUCGACAAUUGUCAGGGGGAAAUUGAGAACUUGAACGAAUCUGCAAGCGAAGAAAUCAUACGCAUCGAAGAAAGGUACAACAGACUACGGAAACCGUUCACCGAUAAACGCAACGAGUUCAUUCAGAAAAUACCAAACUUCUGGAUCUGCACUUUUGUUAACCAUCCUCAGAUUGCUCCACGAUUAAACGAAGAAGAUGAAGAAUGCCUUCAUUAUCUGAGACGGCUCGACAUCGAUCACUACGAGGACCUCAAGACGGGCUUCCGAAUCACAUUCCACUUUGCCGAAAAUCCCUUUCUUGAAAAUAAAACCAUCUGCAAGGAAUUCAGUUUCUCUGAAGACGGAGAACCCACCAGUAAGUGUGACAUCAUACGAUGGAAACCUGGCAUGGACCUCACCAAGAAAGUGCCAAGAAAGAAGAAAUCCAAGUUGGAAGUUAAAUGCUUCAGUUUCUUUACGUGGUUCAGUGAUCAUCUCGACGCAGGGAAUGAUGAGAUUGCAGAUGUUAUCCGUGAUGACCUGUGGAGCAAUCCCUUACAAUACUACCUCAUCCCAGACUUUGACGAUUCCAUGGAGAAGUCUCUGUUCACAGACUCCUAUCUGGACAGCGAUGAGGAUAAUGAGGUCAGCGAUGAAGCGACCUCGCCCAGAGUCAGUCAAACUACAGGAGACAACAUCAAUGAUUCUAGCAAGAGGAAAGUGGGAGUAACUCCAACUAGCAACAAAGAAACAAGUUGAGAUAAAGGGACUUCAUAUCAACUUCAAAACAAACUACAUGUCGCCAGAAUGUCUCUGACAGCUUUGGAAUCUCUUCACACCUGUGACUUAAAUUUUAUUUAAAAUUGUAUUCUAUGGGGUAAAAAGACUGCAUGUUAAAAUGUAAGAGACCGACUUUCACAAACAAUUAAAAACAAAGAGUUACAAAACAUCACUUACAGUCUUUUAAAGACCAAAUGGUGGAGAUUUUACUGUUUUCAAAUUGUUUGGAAUCCCAACAAAGUCAAGUGAAUGUUCUCUUUGCUGGACUGUGGCUUGGGUGCAACAGAGUUUAACAAAAACAGCUAAGCGAUUUUGAUGGUAUUGAAAACAGUUUAAGUUAAGAUAUCAGAAUCAAUUCGGUUUUUUAGGUAUACUACUUUGUUUUAAGAGUUAAAAGAAAAUUUACAGUGCCCAGCACACUAAACUAUUUGCAGGUUUUUUUUUCUUCAAUUUUCUAUGACGCCAAAAAAUAAAAAAAUAAAUGAGAAAAUCGGCUCAUCGGAUGACAACUUUCAAACAAAUUUUUUUUUUUAGUGACAAAAACUACAUUCUGUGGUAAAAGUUAAUAUUCUACAUCAUUUUGUUAUAACAAGCUGUAAAAAAAUACAGGGUUUAAUCAUUGUUUAUCUUGAUUGACAUUAUUCUUUAUUAAAAAAUAAAAGAAUUAGAGACCAAUCCAGUAAGCCCAGUAGACCAAAGAAACUGCUUAAAGGCAGUGGACACUAUUGGAAAUUGUCAAAGACUAGCCUUCACAGUUGGUGUAUCUCAACAU